Gasterosteus aculeatus aculeatus (three-spined stickleback) is the source of this 3792-nucleotide messenger RNA. The record is from RefSeq and is a predicted model, not a curated record. NCBI's taxonomy places the organism in Eukaryota, Metazoa, Chordata, Actinopteri, Perciformes, Gasterosteidae.
UAAUGGUAAUAUUAUUCACAGGACAGCAAACACUAUUUAAAGGGUUAUUUCUGUUUAUUAUUUUCGUGUAGGAACUAUCUAUUGCGCCUCUGGUGUUAGCGAGGGUUUGUAUCGGCGGAGUGAUACGAUGUGAAGCGGUCAUGAUUUGUUUUUAGUGAUCAGCUUUCUUUUACUUUUUGAGAUGGUCAUGAAGCGGUUCUGUGGAAGAAGCUUUACCGGAAAUAGUUUUAAUUCAGUAACCACAACGUUUAUUUUUUUUGUAAAGCUAGCGAUGAGGCUCUGACAAAUCAGUCUUUGUUUAAAUUAUCUCGAUACAAAUGGGAAGGUGUGCAAUAUAAUUUGGAAAUGAUUCCCGCCACCGGAAUGCAUUGUUGAAGCUUCUCUCCUCGCGCCAACAACAGACAGUAACUUCGUCCUGGGGAACGCUCAGGUCCAGUCCGUCUAUCCCAUCGUCUACUGCUCCGAUGGCUUCUGCGAGCUGACUGGCUUCGCCCGUGGCGAGCUGAUGCAGAAGAGCAGCAUGUGUCACUUCCUUUGCGGCAGCGAGACCAGCGAUCUCCUCACCUCGCAGAUGCAGAAAGCUCUGGAUGAACGUCGAGAGUUUAAGACUGAAAUCAUUCUGUACAAGAAGAGUGGUUCCAAGUUCUGGUGCCUGUUAGACAUUGUGCCCAUAAAGAACGAGAAGGGCGAGGUGGUUCUGUUCCUGGUGUCACAUAAGGACAUCACAGACAAUAAGGAUCAGGACCAUGCCGAUGAAUCUGAGACUGGUGAGAGAAAGCCCGGACAGGAAAAUGAGGAAACCGGCUUGGAGAUCCAUCCGGUCAGCCGGCCACCAGGCCUGAACAUGGAGCGCCGCCGCAGUCGCGCCGUCCUCUACCAGCUCUCUGGACACCUCCAGAAACAAGACAAAACCAAGAGCAAACUGAAGAUCAACAAUAAUGUUCUCGGAGCCAACGCCAACCCGGUCCCAGAGUACAAGGUGGCGGACGUUCAGAAGUCUCGUCUCAUCCUCCUCCACUACGGUGCGUUCAAGGCCGGCUGGGAUUGGCUGAUCUUGUUGGCGACCUUCUACGUGGCCGUCACCGUUCCCUACAACGUCUGCUUCACCGCGGUGGAGAUACGAGAGGACGGCCCAUCGGCGGCACGUCACCCUCCGAGUGUCAGCGAUAUCUUGGUGGAGAUACUUUUCAUCAUCGAUAUCGUGCUGAACUUCCGCACCACCUUCGUGAGCACAUCUGGUCAGGUGGUGUACGACGCCCGCAGCAUCUGCAUUCACUACGUCACCUCCUGGCUGUUUGUGGAUCUGAUCGCCGCCUUGCCCUUUGACCUGCUCUACGCUUUCAAUAUCAGUGUGAACUUUGGGGUUCACCUUCUGAAGACGGUGCGCCUGCUCCGUCUCCUGCGCCUCCUACAAAAGCUGGACCGCUACUCUCAGUACAGCGCCGUGGUCCUCACCCUGCUCAUGUCCACAUUCGCCCUGCUGGGCCAUUGGAUGGCCUGCGUCUGGUACUUCAUCGGACGCAGUGAGAUCGAAAGCAACAGCCCCGUCACCUGGGAUAUAGGCUGGCUCCAUGAACUGGCCAAACGCCUGGGAACGCCGUACUUCCUGGCACCGCUGACCUCGCUGUUGGGAGUCCCCGACGUGGAGCCGCUCCACGGGUCCGCCGGGCUGCCGGGCUCCGGCCAAGGGAACGGCAGCAGGGCCAGAGCGAGGACGGCCGGCGGCUCGGGGACGACGCUGAGCGGCGGCCCGUCCGUCAGGAGCUCCUACGUGACGUCGCUGUACUUCGCUCUGAGCAGUCUCACCAGCGUGGGCUUCGGCAACGUUUCAGCCAACACAGACGCCGAGAAGAUCUUCUCCAUCUGCACCAUGCUGAUCGGAGCUUUGAUGCAUGCUGUGGUGUUUGGAAAUGUGACCGCCAUCAUCCAGAGGAUGUACUCGCGCCGCUCCCUCUACCAAACCCGCACCAAGGACCUGAAGGACUUUAUCCGUGUGCACCGGCUGCCCAAGGCCCUUGAGCAACGCAUGAUGGAGUGUUUCCAGACGACCUGGUCCGUCAACAACGGGAUCGAUGUCAGCGAGCUGCUGAAGGACUUUCCAGAUGAGCUGAGGGCCGACAUCGCCAUGCAUCUGAACAACGAGCUGCUGCAGCUGUCGCUGUUUGAGUCGGCCAGCAGGGGGUGUCUGCGCUCGCUCUCCCUCAUCAUUAAGACGUCCUUUUGCGCUCCCGGGGAGUUCCUCAUACGCCAGGGAGACGCCCUGCAGGCCAUCUACUUUGUGUGCUCUGGCUCCAUGGAAGUACUUAAGGACAACACUGUGCAGGCCAUUCUCGGUCGAGGCGACCUGAUUGGCUCGGACUGUCUGACCCAGGAGGAAGUGAUCAAGACCAACGCCUGUGUGAAGGCCCUGACCUACUGUGACCUCCAGUACAUCAGCCUCAAAGGCCUGCGCGAGGUGCUCGGCCUCUACCCCGACUACGCCCAGAAGUUCAUCACCGAGAUCCAGCACGACCUGACGUACAACCUCCGGGAGGGACACGACACCGAGGCGGACUGCGAGAGCAACGGAGAGAUCCCCAAGAAGCUCGCCUCCAUCAAGGAGGUGGAGGAGGGAUCGGGGUCCGAGGGGGAGCACUCCCCUGUCCCCAAGAUGCCUCCCCUGGGCCGGCUGGGCCGAGGCCUGCGCUCCCCACUGCGCUCGCCCCUCCGCUCCCCGCUGCUCCCCCAGAGGGCCUUUAGAGCGGCGAGCGACCCCUCGCGGCCCGCCAGCCUGCAGAUCCCCGUGGUGCGCUUCAGCUGCCUGCAGCCGGACCUCAGCCCGCGGUUUGUUGAUGGGAUCGAGACGGAGAACCAAAGUGGUUCAGCACAGAAGUUUGAUUUUUCUCCCAGUGCGACGCAGAGUUUCCUCCCCAGCCCUGAUUCAGGUGCCCCAGCGGCCCGCGAGGAAGACGACACCAUGCAGACUAUUGCUAUGCUGAAACACGAGAUGAGCGUCCUCUCCCAUCAGGUGACCGCUGUCAGUCAGGAGCUGCAGGAAAUGACUCGUCUUCUCAAGCCCCUCUUCCACAGCCCCUCCGUGCUGGCGAUACCUGUGACUCCGCCUCCCAGCGUCCUGUCGCACAGCUGCUCCCCGGCCCUCCUCGCCCAACGCGCCCCCACGGACUGUUUGGGCGAUCAAUCCGUCCCGCUGCCCGGAGAGAUUGACACGCUGCAGUGUCCCUCCUCUCGCCCCGUCAUCUCCCAUCCUCCUCGGGUUCUUGAUCCCACCUGCACCGCUCCACCAGUCUGCCAUCGCUCGGCUCCGCCGUCACUCAACAGCUCUCCCCGCGAGUACACAGUCAUGCCACACCCCCUACCCUCCUCCUCCUCCUCCAUCCCCUCUCUCUCCUCAUCAACCCACCCGUCAUAUAUCACUCCCCUUUUGGUGGACUUAUCAGAGCCUGAUCGUGAGCAUCCUCAGUCCCGUCUCCACCUCCUGUCCCAGGCUGAGCUCACUCCCUGGUCUCAUCCCCGCCUGCAAGAACCCCACCCGGACCUGCAACAGGUGGAGUGGGGGGAGCACACCGCAAAGCUCAGCUUCAUCAACGAAGGACAGCCCUCUGUGUGAGAAGAGAAGAUCCGGACCGACCAGCAUGCCGCACAACUUACUGCAUGACAAACGUUUGUCCGAAGGUCGGCAUGCCAGGUGAAAAUGUAAAUAGGUCGAUUUUAAACUUAAACUUAUCAUGAAUAAUGAUCGUGAGCAGUUCUGUAUGCAGUUCUGAUAAUAAAAUAGUUUGUUUUACAGUUUCA